UUAACACUUUGCACUCAUCUCUGAAAUUGAUUCUUGCAAGUUGCAAUCAGCGAUUUUUCAGUAUUCUCGCACAUUCGCCCCAUUCUUCUGAAGCUUCUUCAAAAAAUCCACGCUCUUUCAAUAAUUAUUCAUCACGGAGAGCGAAUCCGUUGAUUCAACCAUCUGCUACACAAAUUUCUUCAGAUCUUUGCCAAUGGCGGAGAAGUCGAGACCUAGCACCUUGUCCGUUUACCUCUACGUCCCAAACAUAAUCGGCUAUGUGAGGAUUCUAAUGAAUUGCUAUGCUUUUGCGAUAUGCUUUAAGGACAAAUAUCUUUUCUCCCUUUUGUAUUUUGUUAGCUUUGUAUGUGAUGCAUUGGAUGGAUGGUUUGCACGCAAAUUGAAUCAAGUUUCAACAUUUGGUGCUGUUCUUGACAUGGUGACAGACAGGAUAAGCACGGCUUGCCUGUUGGUCGUUCUCUCCCAAGUUUAUAGGCCUGGGUUGACUUUCUUGUCAUUGCUUGCUCUAGACAUUGCCAGUCAUUGGUUGCAAAUGUAUAGUACCUUCUUGGUGGGAAAGAGUAGUCAUAAGGAUGUUAAGGAUAGCAGCAACUGGCUUUUCAAGCUUUACUACAGGAAUCGGAAGUUUAUGGGUUAUUGUUGUGUUUCUUGUGAGGUGCUUUAUAUUAUAUUGUUUCUUCUGGCAAACAAUCCGACUGAGAACCUUAUUCAAGUUUUAUUAAGCGUUUCAACGCGAAACUGGCUGUACAAGACUCUACUUCCUUUGAGUCUUGUUGGAUGGGCGAUCAAACAACUAAUUAACAUUAUACAGAUGAAGACAGCUGCAGAUGCAUGUAUACUUUAUGACAUUGCUAAGAAGCAUUAGGAUGGCAUGACAGGCCUUGCAUUGUUUCCUGCAAACUUCAAAUUUCGUUUUGGUGUGACUAACGCAGCAUAUUUAUGGAUGGGGACAUGGCAUUCACGAUUCCAACAUGCGUUUUGAAUCAGAAGAUGAUGUGCUUGUCAAUGAAUUCAAACGGGAUAACACGUCUCACUGUUCACAUUCAGGGGGGGGGUCGUGUUUAACAUAUACAUACUCUUGUCUGAAUAUCUCGAUGUUGCUUCCCUUUGUAGAAAUGUAAAAAAAUGGUUUGGCCACGUUGAUUAAAAUCAAGCGGAGAAUCAUUCUUGAUCUUUAAA
Molecule: messenger RNA, 1179 nt
Organism: Salvia hispanica
Lineage: Eukaryota; Viridiplantae; Streptophyta; Magnoliopsida; Lamiales; Lamiaceae
Product: putative CDP-diacylglycerol--inositol 3-phosphatidyltransferase 2
Biological process (GO): phosphatidylinositol biosynthetic process
Cellular component (GO): membrane; Golgi apparatus
Molecular function (GO): CDP-diacylglycerol-inositol 3-phosphatidyltransferase activity
Source: RefSeq, a predicted model, not a curated record